This is a messenger RNA of Suncus etruscus (white-toothed pygmy shrew), 2377 nucleotides long. RefSeq names its product cyclin dependent kinase 18 (gene CDK18). Lineage: Eukaryota; Metazoa; Chordata; Mammalia; Eulipotyphla; Soricidae. Gene Ontology annotation, cellular component: nucleus; cytoplasm. The transcript has 16 exons. Bases 111 to 1544 code for a protein of 477 amino acids. Gene Ontology annotation, biological process: protein phosphorylation. The record is from RefSeq and is a predicted model, not a curated record. Gene Ontology annotation, molecular function: ATP binding; protein kinase activity.
UCGGGCCGGCUGGGGACGGCGCGGCCGCCGCCGGGGGAGGUCGGUGCCCGCCGAGGCCAUCGCGCCGCGGGGAAGCGGAGCAAAGGUCCAGCUGCCUGGCCCAGCAGACCAUGAACAAGAUGAAGAACUUCAAACGCCGCUUCUCCCUGUCAGUGCCACGCACAGAGACCAUUGAAGAGUCCUUGGCCGAGUUCACAGAACAGUUCAACCAGCUACACAGCCUGCGCCAAGGUGACCUACAGCUCGGGCCUCUGGGCAGAGAGCCUCAGGCAGAGUGUAGCGCCGGCUCCCCCAGUGAUGCAGACGCAGACACAGACAGUGCCUCGGUGUCUCGGGAGCUGCACCCCGGCCUGCAAUAUCGGCUACAGGGCCAGCGCCGCUUCUCCAUGGAGGAUGUCAGCAAAAGGCUCUCUUUGCCCAUGGACAUCCGCCUGCCCCAGGAAUUCCUGCAGAAACUCCAGCUGGAGAGCCCAGACCUGCCCAAACCGCUGAGCCGCAUGUCCCGCCGCGCAUCCCUUUCAGACAUCGGCUUCGGGAAACUGGAAACGUACGUGAAACUGGACAAACUGGGUGAGGGGACUUACGCCACAGUCUUCAAGGGGCGCAGCAAACUGACCCAGAACCUCGUGGCCCUGAAGGAGAUCCGGCUGGAGCAUGAGGAGGGGGCCCCUUGCACUGCCAUCCGAGAGGUGUCUCUGCUGAAGAAGCUGAAGCACGCCAACAUCGUGACACUGCACGACCUCGUGCACACCGAGCGCUCCCUCACCCUGGUGUUCGAAUACCUGGACAGCGACCUGAAGCAGUACCUGGACCACUGUGGCAGCCUCAUGAGCAUGCACAAUGUCAAGAUUUUCAUGUUCCAGCUUCUCCGUGGCCUUGCCUACUGCCACCAGCGCAAGAUCUUGCACCGGGACCUGAAACCACAGAAUCUGCUCAUAAACGAGCGUGGGGAGCUGAAGCUGGCGGACUUUGGCCUGGCCCGGGCCAAGUCAGUGCCCACGAAGACCUACUCCAAUGAGGUGGUGACAUUAUGGUACAGGCCCCCAGAUGUGCUACUGGGGUCCACACAGUACUCCACCCCCAUCGACAUGUGGGGUGUGGGCUGCAUUCACUACGAGAUGGCCACAGGGAGGCCCCUCUUCCCGGGCGCCACGGUCAAGGAAGAGCUGCACCUCAUCUUCCGCCUCCUCGGGACCCCUACGGAGGAGACCUGGCCCGGGGUGACAGCCCUGUCGGAGUUCCAAGCCUAUGGCUUCCCCCAGUACCUUCCACAGCCGCUCCUCAACCACGCUCCCAGGUUGGACACUGAUGGCAUCAGCCUCCUGACCAGCCUCCUACUGUACGAGUCCAAGAGGCGCAUCUCAGCAGAGGAGGCCCUGAACCACCCCUACUUCGGAUCCCUGGGCGAGCGUGUGCACCAGCUGGAGGACACGGCAUCUGUCUUCUCCCUGAAGGAAGUACAGCUUCAGAAAGACCCAGGCUACCGGGGUGUGGCUUUUCAUCAGCCAGGACGUGGGAAGAACCGACGACAGAGCAUCUUCUGAGUCGUCUCCCCACUAAACCCAGAAGUCUCUGGGCAUCCCCCUGAGGAGGGGGGAGCGCCCUGCUGGCCAUGGCAUGUGGCCCCCCGCCCUGGGGCAGGCAGGAGUGGCUUCCCUGGGAGGAGUUGGGGGUCAUGAAGAAACCCCAGACCUUCUUGGAGGAUGCAGAUGCAGCAUUGGACCUUCAAACAGAAUUCAGGCCCCAGGGAGUGUGUUCCUCUGGACACGAUACCCUGCUGGGCCCAGCUGCCUCACUCUGUAGUACUUCAGGCCCCGGAAGCUACGUUUCCUCCACCUUCUCCCCAGAACAAGCACUUUGUCUGGGUGCCGACCUGUGUGCCAAAGCCACCCCCACUGAGGGGCAGGACCCCAGGCUGGCAGAGUCUAGUAAUGCUCCUGUCCCCUCACACACCCAUAUGCUGCUGACCCCAGCUGCAUAGGCCACUUCACUGCCCCAAAUCCCGCAUGCCUGCUCUCUGGGUGCUGCCUGGAAUACUACUUGUGCAUCCCUUUCCUGGGUGGUUCCUGGAGCAGUACCCAGGUAGGCAGGGACACCUGACUCUGGUGCCAGCCAGCCUGGUAACACAUACUGUUCCCAGUACCGGCCUCCCCAGAGGGCACACUCAGAAGGGUGUGGGUGCCAGUUGGAGGUCGGAAGUAGGCCCUGAAGGUGCCCUCACCACCCCCAUUAGGCAUCAUCUGUUCCUAUGUUCCCUGCCCUCUGGGCUGACCUGUCCACGCCUGGCUCUGUCCAAGCCCCGCCCCACCCUGCCCCGCCCUCUGUACUGUGAACUCUGUGACUCAGCACAAAGAUAAUAUAUUUAAUUCAUGUCAAA